AUGAAAGUUACCAAAUCAGAAGAUUUAUAUUUGCACCAAGCAAAAUUUGUGAUGAAAUAUUUGGGAGUUUGGAUUAUAUUCAUAGGACAAGUGUGGGGAGACUUAGAGGCUGUAUCGCAGUCCUCCUAUUUGUUGUUCACGCAAGCCUGCUUAUGUUUUAAAAUUACGGUUUUACAAAUAAAUAUUAAUUCACUCAAAGAUUUAUUGAAAAGAAUGAACGAUGAAAUAUUCUUGCCGCAGUCGAACGAACAUGAGAGAAUCCUGAAGACGCAAGCUAAAAGAAUUAAGCGGUUGUUAUUGGCCUUUAUGGUUAGUUCGCAAACAACUUGCGGUCUUUGGGCCUUAAAACCACUUUUUGAUGAUGUUGGUAGUCGCAAGUUCCCGUUCGAUAUGUGGAUGCCUUUCAAACCAGAAUAUUCGCCGCAAUACGAGCUCGGCUACGCCUUUCAGCUGCUUACAAUUUGCAUGAGCGCAUAUAUGUAUUUCGGGGUGGACAGUAUCACACUCUCCAUGGUCAUAUUUUCCUGUGCCCAGUUGGAUAUCAUCAAGGACAAGAUUUUGAGUAUUAAGCCCAUACAAUUUAACAGCAAAAAAUAUGAUAGCGAAAGACUCGCAAUUAUGGCAGAAAAUAAUAAAAAACUAAUUGAGUGUAUAGAGCACCAUCAGGCAAUAACUUCAUUUACAGAACUUUUGGAAAAUACAUACCAUACUUUUUUAUUUUUUCAACUCGUUGGAAGUGUUGGACUUAUUUGUAUGUCUGCAUUAAGGAUUUUGGUGGAGGACUGGCAGAGCAUGCAAUUCUUUUCAAUACUGACUUAUUUGUCAGUUAUGAUCAGCCAGUUGUUCGUUUGCUGCUGGUGUGGACACGAACUGACUGCUUCAAGUGAAAAUCUUCACGCAGUGCUUUACCACUGCACCUGGUACGAGCAGGACAUGAAGUUCCAACGAAUGCUUUCUUUCGCCAUGAUGCGCAUGAAUCGCCCAUUAGUUUUGCGCGCUGGUCAUUACAUCAGUUUGUCGAGGCAGACGUUUGUAGCUAUUCUACGAACAUCUUAUUCGUAUUUCGCAGUUUUGAAUCAAGCUAAUAAUAAUUAACGUAAUGAACAUUAAAUGAAUGAAUUCAUAAAAUGCAUGGUUCAUAUCAGAAUGUACCUUAAUUUUGUAGAAUGUAGUUGUUUGCAUCUUAGUACCAUGUGGAGGAAUCAGUUUUAUCUUUGCACUUAAGGAUUUGGAAAUCCCUAGUUUAGUGUAACGGGUGA
Messenger RNA from Nymphalis io (European peacock), 1259 nucleotides. RefSeq names its product odorant receptor Or1-like (gene Or-16). Gene Ontology annotation, biological process: detection of chemical stimulus involved in sensory perception of smell; sensory perception of smell. The coding region runs from base 1 to 1095 and encodes 364 amino acids. Gene Ontology annotation, cellular component: plasma membrane. NCBI's taxonomy places the organism in Eukaryota, Metazoa, Arthropoda, Insecta, Lepidoptera, Nymphalidae. Gene Ontology annotation, molecular function: olfactory receptor activity; odorant binding. The record is from RefSeq and is a predicted model, not a curated record. The transcript is spliced from 9 exons.